UGGCCAUACUUUCCCUGUCUCACCUUACCCACACCCACCUUUCCAAUUCUAUUCCCUUCGGCUUGGCAUCACUUUUCUUGAAUUUUCUUGAUUUAGAUUAGACAGGUGUCUGAUCAGUGUUCCGCUUGGAAAGAUUUUGGCUUUUGGGGUUUGGACAUGGAGAAGGUGAACUUUGUGAAGAAUGGACAGAUGAGGUUACCCCCGGGUUUCAGGUUCCACCCCACCGACGAGGAGCUGGUGGUACAGUACUUGAAGCGUAAGGUGCUCUCCCUCCCUUUGCCGGCCACCGUCAUCCCUGUCAUCGACCUCUGCAAAUCUGAUCCUUGGGAUUUGCCAGGUGAUUGGGAGCAAGAGAGGUAUUUUUUCAGUACUAGGGAGGCAAAGUAUUCGAAUGGGAACAGGUCAAACAGGGGAGCUGUUUCUGGGUACUGGAAGGCCACUGGGAUUGACAAACAGGUAGUGAGUUGUAGAGGAGGACACCAUGUUGUUGGGAUGAAGAAGACCCUUGUUUUUUACCAAGGCAAAGCCCCCCGUGGCUCCAGGACCGACUGGAUCAUGCAUGAAUAUCGCCUUGCCAAUUCCCCAAUCAACAAUAAGGACAACUGGGUGAUCUGCCGCAUAUUUUUGAAGAAGAGGGCAGGGGCAAAGACGGGAGAAGAUGAGAUCGAGAACAUGAGGGGAGUAGCACCAGCGAAUAUAGUUAACACAAUCGAACCAGUUUUCUACAAUUUCUUAGCUAGAAGAGAAAGGGCAGAUUUAAAUGUAGCUCCAGCUUCCUCCUCAUCCGGCUCCAGUGGGGUAACUGUGGUUUCGGCAUUUCAUCUAACAGAAGACGAUCACGCAGAAGAAGAAGAAGAUAGUAGCAGCUGCUGCAAUAGUAGCUUCAGGAGAAAACCUUGUUAAUUUGGAAUUUCAUCUUGUCAGAAUAAUAACCAACUUGAUGUUGUUUUUUCCACCCAAUUUCACUCUCUUCCACAUUACAGUAUUUCAAAAAAGAGAAAAGAAAAAGUGGGCAUCAAGUUAUUAAUCCCAUCUUAUUAUCAUCAUAUGUACAAAGAUGAUGUUUAAAACAAGUUUCCUUGUGCUCUGCUAAAUGGAGGAUUUCGUGACAGGAACAAAGCUUCCAUCUUUACGGCACUAACAAAGCUGGAAUUUGCCGCGAAAGAAAAGCAAAAAGAGAACAAAAAAAGGAAAUUGCUGAUGAUGAUGCACAUGCUUGCACUAUUAACUUUUCUUGAAAGAGAAUACCUUUUAGAGGAGUCGCACUAGAAUAAUAACGUAUGGUGAUGAUGAUGAUCUUUGGUAAGAUUGAUACGAUUCUUCUUUGGAAUCUUCAAAAGACCAUUUCCCCCUACAGAAUCCAAUUCAUAGACCAAUUGGGUUUUGAAGGGUUUCGGAUUCUCCUCACGGCAAGUCACAUCCGUUUAGGGUUGUUUGAGAGUUGCGCGCGUUCAUUUCGUAUGGAUUUGAUGUGUUUAUGAUGAUGUAGCUGUUGUGUUAGAUCUUUUCUUUAUAAGCUUUCUCGUGAAAUAAUAGGAGAAUAAGCAUGCUACAUAAAAAAAAGCUUGAGAAAGUUGUUAGUAUUGAAAAUUUUCUAUUCAUAACUACAACAAAA
Messenger RNA from Cuscuta epithymum, 1615 nucleotides. NCBI's taxonomy places the organism in Eukaryota, Viridiplantae, Streptophyta, Magnoliopsida, Solanales, Convolvulaceae. The record is from the annotation of a GenBank genome assembly.